Messenger RNA from Podarcis muralis (Common wall lizard), 7019 nucleotides. RefSeq names its product WW and C2 domain containing 2 (gene WWC2). Gene Ontology annotation, molecular function: kinase binding; molecular adaptor activity. Gene Ontology annotation, biological process: regulation of DNA-templated transcription; negative regulation of organ growth; regulation of hippo signaling. Gene Ontology annotation, cellular component: cytoplasm. Lineage: Eukaryota; Metazoa; Chordata; Lepidosauria; Squamata; Lacertidae. The record is from RefSeq and is a predicted model, not a curated record.
CUCCCCCCCCCCCACAACGCGACCCUCCGCGCCCGCCCCUGAUCGGAACCCAGUCGCCGCCUCGGCUCAGCCUGGACCCCCCCUGACCCGCUGCUGCUACGGAAUGGGGGCAGGAAGCGGAGACUCCCGUUCAGACAUGGUGGACUGAAACUCCGCCGAGUUUCCUGGCCGAUUUGCAAAGGCUCUGCCCGCCUCCCUCCACCCGCCCAGGGUUCCCGGGUAGAAGUAAGAGGGGGUGGGGGGGAAGAGAGAGAGAAGUAGGGUCGUCCUCCUUUUUCCCGCUUCCCUCCUUCCUUCCUUUCUUGUUUUCUGGUCCCUAUGGAGCAGCAGCAGCAGCUGCUACCCCCCGCCCUCGGCCAUGCCUAGGAAAGUGGGGAAUGGGCAGCUGCCCUUACCCGACGGCUGGGAGGAGGCGAGGGAUUUCGAUGGGAAAGUCUUCUACAUCGACCACAACACCAAGCAGACCAGCUGGAUCGACCCCAGAGACAGGUUAACAAAGCCAUUAUCCUUUGCAGACUGUGUUGGAGAUGAGCUACCAUGGGGAUGGGAAGCCGCAUACGAUCCUCAGAUUGGUGUCUACUAUAUCGACCACAUAAACCAAACCACACAGAUUGAAGAUCCAAGAAAACAAUGGAGGCAAGAACAAGAGAAAAUGCUGAAAGAUUAUCUUACAGUAGCACAAGAUGCACUCAGCACUCAGAAAGAACUGUACCAUGUGAAAGAACAGAGACUAGCACUUGCUUUGGAUGAAUAUGUGAGGCUGAAUGAUGCUUACAAGGAGAAAUCAAGUUCUCAUACAAGCUUAUUUUCAAGCUCCUCUUCCAGCACUAAGUAUGACCCUGAUAUUCUGAAGGCGGAAAUCUCCACUACAAGAUUAAGGGUUAAAAAGCUGAAGAGGGAACUCUUGCAGAUGAAGCAAGAAUUACUGUAUAAGGAGCAAGGCUAUGAAACAUUGCAACAAAUUGACCAAAAAAUGUCUGGAGGCCAGAGUGGGUAUGAACUAAGUGAAGCCAAAGCCAUUGUGAAUGAAUUAAAGUCUAUCCGAAAGGCUAUAAGCUCUGGUGAGAAGGAGAAGCAAGAUUUAAUGCAGAGUCUUGCAAAGCUGAGAGAGAGGUUCCUCCUCAAUCAAAAUUUUGGCAGAUCAGAACCAGAUUUGAGGUGCAGUCCAGCACACUCUCAGCUCUCUCUCUCAAGGCAGACUUUGGAUGCAGGGUCUCAGACAGACAUUUCUGGUGAUGUUGGUGUCAGGACUAUGUCCAAUUUAGCUGAAAAGGUCAGACUAAGUCUUAAGUACGAAGAAGCCAAAAGAAGAAUGGCAAACUUAAAGAUUGAACUGUCCAAGUUAGAAAGUGAAGCUUGGCCUGGGGCACUGGAUAUUGAGAAAGAAAAGCUGAUGCUGAUUAAUGAAAAGGAAGAGCUUCUGAAAGAACUUCAGUUUGUCACCCCAUGUAAACGCACUCAAGAUGAAUUGGAGCAUCUGGAAACAGAAAGGAAAAGGCUGGAAGAGGAGCUGUCUGUGAAAAGCGCACCUAGUGACGAACUUACAGAGAGGUUAAAACUGGAAGAACGAAGGAAUAAAUUAGUAAAAAAACUUGAAGAAACUAGUCAACUAACUACUAACUUGCAUUUGCAACUUAAAAGUCUUUCAGCCAGUACGUUAUCUAUGUCUUCAGGGAGCAGCCUGGGGUCCCUGGCAUCCAGUCGUGGGUCUCUGAAUACGUCCAGCAGGGGGUCGCUGAAUUCCCUUAGCUCUACAGAUCUGUAUUAUAACCAAGGUGAACAACCUACAGAUUUAGACUAUCAGUAUAAACUGGACUUCAUAUUGCAAGAGAAAUGUGGUUACAUUCCUUCGGGUCCUAUUACCACAAUUCAUGAAAAUGAGGUGGUCAAUUCCCAUGGGAGAAUGGACUACAGCGAUUCUUCCAGCUCUCUGGCAGCAAGCCAUGCACCAAAAUUAACUGAACCUCCAAAAUCUGUGACAUCGCUGUCUUCAAGAUCUUCCCUUUCCUCUUUGUCCCCUCCUGGAUCACCUUUGGUUUUAGAAGGUGCAUUCCCAGUGCCUCCUCAAGACUCUCCAUUGCACCAUCUCGCCACGGACUUUGAGGACUGUGAUUUACCCAGUGACUUUGCAGGCAUUAGCCUCUGUGGGAACCAAAUGUUGUUGAACUCUGAAGCCAGAGCAUCUUCUCAGUCAUCAGUGGAUGAUAAAGACCUCCAUGAAAGUGUUAGGCAAACCAUGUCGCCUUCAAGAAAUACAGGUGUUGACUUACCAAGAAGAACAGUAAGUCACCACCUUGAGGAGAAGGCAGGGUGUGUAUCUGCUGCAGUAUCUGACGAGUCCAUGGCCGGAGACAGUGGUGUAUACGAAGCUUCUGUAAAACAACCAAACGAUAGUGAAGAAGUUGCAUAUAGUGAAGAUGAUACAACAGUUCUAGAGGCACCUCAAGUUCAAAUAGGACUCCGAUACGAUACAAACAGCUCAAGUUUUGUAGUCAUUGUGGGGCAGUUACAAAAUCUUCAUGCCCUUUCUGUAUCCCCUGGCUCCAAAGUGUAUUUUAGAGUUGCAGUUCUUCCCUCUUCCGCUGACAUCAGCUGUCUUUUCCGCACGAAAGUCCACUCUGCUGCUGAAACUCUCUUAUUUAGUGAGAUGUUCAGAGUAGCCAUUUCCCAGGCCUCUUUGCAGCAGAAGACUUUGAGAGUGGAUGUCUGCUCUGUCAGUAAAACUCGCUGGGAAGAAUGCCUAGCUGGAACUCAAAUAAGCCUGGCAGACUUGCCAUGUUCGGAUGAGACUUCUACUCUCUGGUAUAACUUGCUGGCUUACAAGCAGAUUCCUAGGAAAAAGAAUAAGGAACUAAAGGAGGAUCCUGUAUAUGUACCAAACAAUCAGUCGCCUGGCUCCUUGGACCUGGACGCUGUGUCAGCAUUACUGGAAAGGACAUCAGCAGAGCUGCAGGCAGUAGAACAAGAGUUGGCAGAGGAGGAAGAUGAAGAUGAGGAGGAGGAAGAGGAGGAGGAGGAAGAAGAAGAAGAAGAAAAGGGUGUACAGGAGCCACAACAUGUUGAAGAAGACUGGCUAGGAAUGCUGGCAGAGGCAUCCAGUGAGAUUGUGACAGAAGAAGAGGGCAAUGUUAAAGGGGCAGAGGGAAGCAGAUACUCAGAUGACAACAGAUUCUGCCUUAAACUGGUAGAGGAAGGUGAAACCAAGCACAGGGAAGACAGAAAACAUGCACACGCGUGUCACAAUGAGCAAGCAACGGCACCACCCAUACUGGUUGAUAAGGAAACGAACACAGAAGACAGACGUGAGGGUGUGGCUGUACGACCCAAGGACAGAGCCGGCCUCAAGUCUCAGCAGCAUCCCUUUGUCAGGAACAGCAUGAUAGUGCGCUCACAAACUUUCUCUCCAGGCGAGCGGAACCAGUACAUCUGCAGGUUGAAUCGAAGUGAUAGCGACAGCUCAACCUUGGCCAAAAAAUCCCUUUUUGUGAGAAAUGCCACCGAACGGCGGAGCUUGAGAGUUAAAAGGCCUGCCUGCCAGCCUAACAUGCGAAGAGCAACGCAAGAGUGCCCUGUUCGCACCUCUCUGGAUUUGGAGCUGGACCUCCAGGCUUCUCGCACCCGGCAGAGUCGCCUGAAUGACGAACUGCAGAUGCUGCGUGACCUGAAGCAGAAGCUGGAGGAGAUGAAAGCGAGAGGAGAGACAGAGCUUCCUCCACGGGUGUUGGAGGAUGAAAGGUUCCAGAAGCUGUUGAAACAAGCUGAAAAACAGGCUGAACAAUCAAAGGAGGAAAAAAAACAGGGGUUAAGUGCUGAAAAAUUGAUGAGGAAAGCGUCGAAGGAUGUUUGCCGGUUGCGAGAACAAAGCCAGAAGGUUCCGCUACAGGUGCAGUCAUUCAGGGAGAAGAUUGCAUACUUCACAAGAGCAAAGAUCAGCAUACCAUCUCUGCCAGCUGAUGAUGUCUAACUAUGCUUCUCUCCACAACCUGUUUUUCUACUCGUUCAUCUUUUUUAUUUUAAGAUGACAGUUUUUUGUAGUAUAGUCCCAUGAUUAAAAAAGCCUACUGUUUUACAUCCAAGCCUAGAUACUGUUUGUAAAAAAAAAAAAAUACAGUACAUUAUGUGGUGGUAUAUAUUAUGUGCUGGUAGAUUUUAUAUAUGCAUAUACAUAUAAAUAUAUAUCUAUAUAAAGGCAAGAGAAAGCCUCCUCUCUCUUCCCCUGCCUAAAUCUUCCACACCAGAAAACCAAAGUAGAAUAUUUCUGGUACAUGAUGCUAAUUUUGUACAGUUUGUAUGUAUUACAGAUACGCUACUUUUUUGUAAAGAUGGAUCAAGGAACAAAGGCUGUACCAAGUGUGUAUACCCUGUUGAACUGCACUGUGUUGAGAAAUAUUGUGUUCAACAGGCGGUUUCGUUUCACUGUUUUUUUCACAAGAGCAGACUGUGAAGAUGGCUGUUAGGCCAUGCAAUAUUUUUGUACAAAGUGUGAUUUUUUUUUGUAGCUAGCAGCAAACACGAGCCCUCUUCCAAAACAGCAAGACUGCCUCAUGCAAACAGGUGCUGUUUAUAUUUGUGUCACCCACCUUGGAACUUUCAAUGUUGAACCCAGUUCUUUUCCUUUCUGUCUUGGUAUGAAGGAAGCCACAUGGGAUACUGAGUUGCAGGAGUAUUAUUUUGUGAAUGUACUGGAGUUUGGGCUAUAUUUGGGUUUUUCCUAAUGUUUUCUGCAUCUAUAACCUGGGAGAAGUAAUAUGGGGCAAGUCUGUAACCCUGAAAUGUGUCUAUAAACUGAAACUACCCAAAGGGCAGCUGUUUUCUGAAAUGGGACUCAGGUUCACGCACAAAGUAUUUAAACCUGAGCUGAAAGAAGAUAAAUUGAAAUAUAAAACUAACCCUUGAAUAUAAAAUAGUUUGUUUAGUAUUACAGCCAGUAGCCUGUAGGAAAAGUCAAGUUGAUAAAGCCCAAACAGACCCAUGCAAUUUUCAAAGGAGUGGUUCUUAGGAAAUUCAUUGCUCUUAAGUACCGUGUGUGUGUGUGUGUGUGUGUGUGUGUGUUUCUUCUAAGAAAACUCAUGAUAUGAAGCACUUAAAAUGAUGUGUUUAAUUAUGGCACAAUAAGCAUGAUCAAGGUAUCUAUGGAAUUGGAACCUUAACUUGUUUAAACAGGAAUUUGUAUUGAUAAAAGGUAAAAGACGAUAUGAAUGUGCUUGUCAGAAUUCAAACUGGUAACAAUCUGGUUACUUUUAAAAGAGGCAUAUAUCUGCAGAUGUGUCAUGUGUAUAUUAGCACUACCAGUGAUGGGCUCUGAAUGUCACCGGGAAGCACAUUGCUGAUCAAGUCUGAGGUCGUCACAGUGGGGCUUGGCAAAGCUCUGUCUACCUUCAGCUUGGCGGCUGCUGUGAUGAGCAGCCCAGAGGAGAGCACUUGAGAGAACAAGCAGCAGUGAGCUACUUUUGCUGAAUCAGGCCUGAAAUCCUAUGCACACUUAGUAGAGUGCAAACUCCACGGAACUCAAUAGGACUUUCGUGUAGGCAUUUAUAGGAUCAAACUGUAAGCCUCAUAACUAUUGCUUACAAAAGAUGGGCUUUCAGACACCAUUUUGCAAGUUGGCUGAACUGUUUGGAAGCAUUUUGAUGAGCACAAAUAAAUGGCUGGUUAUGUACAUGAAUCAUAAGUGCACACCCUAUAUAUGAAAUCAAGCAAGGAAACAAAAGGGCUAGACUAUUAGAACACUGACCAUUUUGCAACAUUAUUAUAAAUUAUGUCAUAUUUUAUUUUUUCCAGAAUGUAAUUGUCUCAUUGAAAGAUUAGGGGAACAUAACUAAAAUAUGUUUGUUGCCAUCUUUGGAAAUCCUGAUGGGGGGAAAAAACUUGUGCCUUAAUUUAUUUUUGUAAAUCUCCCCAAGUGUUCUCUUAUUAUGCAGAAGUCUGUGUAAUUAUUCAGAUUCUUAAAAUAUUACUUCAAACCUGGAGGUAGUCAGUAAACUAACUGUGCCCCUUUUUCUUUACCUCUCUUUUUAGGCCUAAUCUACAUACACGCCAUGUAUUCUGAUGAGGUCAAUCUCUAAAAGCUAAAGUUUCAAAUUGUUUAAUAUAGAAAUGAAGUUUGACUGUUUCAGCUUCUCAGUUUGACAAUAUAAAUGUUUGUAGAAAUGAUGUAUAGAGCUGUAUCUUGUGAUUUAUUUAUUUUCAGUCUUAUUUAUGUACUGCUUAAUAUAGUUCAGUUCUGGCCAUUUAAAAUUUACGGGUUAAAAAAAAAAAGCUACUGUGAGAAAUGUAUACAGCUUUCUGGUUUCUUAGUGGAGAAGCUGUUCAUACAUACACAGAGAGAGAGAGAAUUUCAGAAGGAACCAAAAAGGAUUCUCUGAUAAAUCAUGAAUAUUGGCAGAAAUAAUAUUGUUGGUAGUUCUGCAAAAUUUGCUCAUUUAUAAAAUGAGAGCAAUUGUCACUGCAAUAAUAUAUCUUCUGACUUCGUCAGAAUACAGUAAUAUCAACUCAUUUUUAGGAAUAAAUUUUGAACUGUUCUGAGUUUGUUGGUUUGUGUUUUGAACUCAGUUUAUAUACAGUAAUGAAAUAACAUUGGUGAGACACUGAUAAAAAAAAAUACCAGCCACAUUUCAUGUUAUACAGAUACUGCUUUUAUUGUAAGAUUUACCCUUCAUAGGAUAUAAGAAACAUAAUAAUCCUCAUGUUCCCAUUAUCAGUAUGUUAGUACAGUUCUAUAUAUCAAAUUUUAAGUAUUACAGGUACAAGGCAAUAUUAUUUUUUUAGCCAACUGAACAAAGUAUAUAGCAAAUCAUUUAUAGAAUGAAAAUCAAAUUUCAACUUUUUGCCUUCUUGUUACAUUUAAGUAAAAAAAUGCUCAGGACUGAACUAAAUAUUUAAUCAGGUUAUAUCACGAAUGUCUUUCUGUGCUAAUGUUGUCUGUAAACGUGCAUAUGUACAUCACCUAGAUUAACUUUCAUCUCUGCACUUUCCAUGUGUUUCAGUGAUUUGGAAAAAAAUACAGUUUUUUAACAAAG